CCUCCGACACAGCAUUCCAGUUUAAGCAGAUGAAAGCCAGCCACCCCCUGUCUCCUCAUGGUUGGAGUGAUUUGCCGUGGUCACCGAAAGGAGCGGGAGGCAGAAGCCUCACACUCAAUCAUUGAUAGUUGCAGAGUGUGAGGAACGGAAGAAGGAGAGAGAAACUGAGACACAGUCACACACACACACACGGCAGGCUGUGAGCAGGGAGCAGGGAUGGUAGCUGAGGAGAUUGUUGUCUCCCUCUCAGGGGGUUCCCCGUGGGGCUUCAGACUGCAGGGAGGAGCAGAGCAGCAAAAACCUCUACAGGUGGCCAAGGUACGCAGGCGCAGCAAAGCAUGCAAGGCUGGACUGAAGGAGCAUGACGAGCUGGUUGCCAUUGGCGACCAUAUGUGUGCAGAGCUCAGUCAUGCUCAGGCCAUGGGGCUCAUAGAUACACAGAGCGCUACACUCAACCUGAGGGUUAAAAGGGCCCCUUCUGAUUUCCACUCCUCAUCUGCAUCGCCCCGCUCCUUCAUGAGGGUCCUGUCUCCCCCCGUGGGCCCUUUGCCCUCUCACCGUUCCUCCAUCCUCUCCCCCACUGGGAUACCCGGGGGCAUCACUUCCCCUCCAGACAGCGAGGCUUACUACGGAGAGACAGACAGUGACGCGGACACGCAGUCACUCACGCACCGUCGCCAGCGCCGCACACCUCCUCACGCACGCUCACCUGCGCGCUAUGACAAGCAAGAAGAGGAGGAGACCUCAGAGAUGAGCGGGUAUGAGAGCGCCACAGAUGCAGUGGUUUCCAUGCAGGGGCAGUGGGACGGUCAGUGUCUUCCUGGCGUCCCUCGCAGAGAGCUCAUCCUCCAGCCACUCCAGACCGAGUGGACCACUCCAGCACACACCCCACACACUCUGACCCCUCACACACUCACACCGACCCCUGAUCAAGGCUUGAUGGAGGUGGAGGGAGAAGGGGACAGUGGCUUCCAAGAGGCGGGGGGCUGCAUUGGGCUGGCCUGCCCACCGCUUGUGUCUCCUGAACGGGCGAAAGAGGCUCUGAUGUCGGGCUCUGGUAAACAUCUGGUGCCCAUGGUGGGACCACAGCAGACCCCAGUCAGCAGCGAGCUCUCCACCACCUACAUGGACAAAGCACGACAAGCUAAGUUGCAUCGUGGGGAGAGUGUGGUGGAGAAACAGGUAAAAGAAGCUCGUACUAAAUGCCGAUCCAUUGCCUCUUUGCUGACUGAUGCUCCCAACCCCAACUCGAAAGGGGUGCUUAUGUUCAAGAAACGCCGGCAGAGGGCCAAGAAGUACACACUGACCUGCUUUGGCAAAGCUGAGGAAGAUAGAGGAGGCGAGACAGAAGGAGACACAGAAGGGGAGACAGAAGAGGAAGGAGGAAGCUCAAUCCUGAGUGGCUCAGAAGUUGAUGAAGAGGGAUUCUCAGCAUCUUUUGACCCUACGUGGGAUACCGGGUAUCUAGACGUGCUGGACAGGAAAAGCUCUGCCUGCCCGUCAACCACACCAAGUACUCCAACAACGCCAACAACCAAGCACAGCUCGGGGCUGGACAUCUCAGCCUAUCAUACUCCAGGACUUGUGAGCUCUGUCAAUCAAAGCCCAGGGUUGGAGGUUUCAGGGCUGGAGAGCUCAGCCUAUCAGGGCUCAAGGCUGGAGAGCAGCAUUACGAAGCAGCUGAUCAGUAACCACCCUGCGCACAUGUCUCCUCCAGCUGUGGCUCUGACCAAUGGGGGGUUGGUAGCUGUAAGUCGGGCUAGUGUUGUUCUGAGCUCGCCCUCUCAGACGUCCCUUCCAAGUCAAAAUGGGCAACAUGGCAACCCUAAUUCUAGUCCUAACCCUAAUCUUAGUCCUAGCCCAAUCAGAGACUUAGAUCAUCACCUGAAUCCAGGUGUUCUAAACCGCACUGCACGCCCCUUCACCCCAGGCCCUGCCUCUUCUCGUGCAUCUGUAACGUCUGUGAUGUUCCGCCCUCCCCAACCCAAACCCACAGCCGUGACCAUGGCGACCAAACCUGUUGCGGCUGUCUCCAUGGUGACCAUCCAACCUACUCACCAUCCAUCAGGGCCAGAUGCAAGGAGAGCGGUGUCUAGCACCUCUCUGUACAUCCCCCCAAGAAAUAACAACAGCAACACCACUCCCCCCUCUGUUAACUCUCCCCCCUCAGCUCUCUCGCCUCCCCCCUCUCUGUCUUCUGCACUUUUCUCCAAGCCGGCCGCAAAUCCACCCACAUUUUCCCCUCAGCCCGCAGUGUAUGCUUCCCCCUCCAUCCCGUUCUCUCCUUCUGCAGCUCAAAGUACCCUGUUUUGUCCAUCACCUGCUCAACCCUACUCUGCUCCAGCUCGACAGCCAUUUCCCUCUCCCCCUGCUCCUACUUAUCCACCUCCCUCCACCUGCAUUCCUGCUUCUCCCAUCUCCCCACCACAUCCCUCUGAUCCGACUCAGGCCUCCUUCCAUGCCCAGCCCAGCCCUCCUCCUUGUCCUCCUCCCACCCAACCUUCUCCAUCUCCAGCUGUCCACCCUUACAUCAACAUGACAGGUGCAGUGACUCCUGGCCCCUAUGCUGCCAUGGCAACUGCCUCCCCACCCCAGCCUCUGGGUGCCGAUUCGUUGGGGACACGAGAGGAGCGCAUCUCGGUCCCUGCCGCUCGCACCGGCAUCCUGCACGAUGCCCGUCGCCGUGGCAACAAGAAGCCAAUGUUCUGUGCAGUCCAGAACAAAGAUGUUAAUCCAAACCCGGACUUGCUGUCGAUGGUCCAGAACAUGGAUGACCACUUUGUGAGAACCCCAGGUGCUGAAACUGGAGCUACACCCAGUGGUGAGACCGGACAUGAGUCGGGGCCUGAGGAGGACUGGCUGAGACUGGGGGCAGAGGCCUGCAACUUCAUGCAAGCUCAACGGAGAUCCAGGCCACCUCCUGUAGCUCCCAAACCCCAAACGCCUCAGGUGCCACAGCUGGCGGGGAAGGGAGGUGAGCUGUUUGCCCGCAGGCAGAACAGGAUGGAUCGGUACGUUGUGGAGCGAUCCCCCUCUGCUGCUGCGGCACCUUUCUCUCCUGCCCAGACAAGGGAGUCCUCGCCUACGCCUUCUCUUCCUUCUACCUGGAAGUACUCGUCCAGCAUCCGUGCUCCUCCUCCCAUCAGCUACAACCCCCUUCUCUCCCCCUCCUGCCCUCUGAAGGCCCAAAAGAAGCCUGAGGUCACAAAGUCCGGACCAGCUGGAUCUAAAGGGCAGAAAAAAGGCCUCAAGGCUGUGGACAUUAUGAGCCACCAGCCCUACCAGCUCAACUCUUCUUUGUUCAGCUAUGGGGGUGGGGUUCCCAUGGACACCUCCACCUAUCAGCAGCAGAAAGGAUUGACAAGUCCUCAGAAGACAGCACGAGUAUAUGAGGUAAAGCGCUUCUCCACGCCCCCGCCGACAUCCACAGGGCCCGCUCUCAAAGUUAUUGCACCUCGAUCAGCUACGACACUCGGAGAACCCCUGUGGCGCUCUGAUGUCACAUCUCCUCCACCUACAGUUGGCCCCGCCCCCUACCAACCCUAUCAGCCUCAAACCCAACCCUACCAACCUCAGUGGGCCACCUCCCCUCUGUCUCCCCCACCUCCCCCUGCCCCUACCACUCCACUUCCUCAGCUCCCCACCUUCUCUGCUGCUCCUGCUCCAAAUCCACUCCAGUCUCCUACUUUCUCCCACCUUCAGCCCUCUAACAGUGCGCAGGCCAACAGGCAGUUUAAGAGUGCCCCAGAUCUGAGUCCCAUGGGCCCCGCUGGUGCCUCCCGGCCUGCAUCCAGCACCACGCAACCUAACAGGGUCCCCAGGCCCCGGUUCAGCACUUCCAACCUGGGUCUACAGCCUUGCGUCUGGCGCCCUGGAUCCACUAUGCACUGAACAGACUCUGAUCUGGACAUAGAGCAACAUUUCUUUAAAUAGGUCCAUGUGUUUUUGGUACUAUAACAAUGUUAUUCAGGGCUGCAGCUUGGGGUUUUACAGACACAUUUUAUCAUAAGAUCUGUUUGGAUCAGCCACCCAUAAAGCACAUUUUAACACUUACAUUUAAUCUUGUUGACUCAUUUAUCCAAUGCAUUUGGCUGUAGUUAGUGGGAACACUGUGUUCUGCAAAAGAAAUGUAGUGUGCAAACCUGAGAAAAGUAAAAAGAAAAAUGGACAUCAACGGCAGAUUGAAAGGACAGAAAGAGAUGCUGAGUGAAACUAAAAUAAAGUUCUGUAAAUAUUGUACUGAAUGAUGAAGUUUAAACAUUAAGAAGAAUAGAGGAUGUGAAAGGACAAGACUUUUGGGACAGAGAUUUGGUCGAAGAUGGUAAAGAGAUGAAAAGGAAAGCACUGAUGAAGUGACAUAAUAAAAACAAUGUCUGAUGAGGUGUAAAAGAUGCAGAUUUGACUCAUAACUUGACAAUUUGUAAACAUCCUACAGUACCUGUUGCCAUCCUGCAUUAUCGUAUCAGAGACGUUACUUUACUAACAUUUUUGAGUACUGUAAUUCCCCCUCUGUUAUAUAUAUUCUACGGAUUUGUGUUUGAGUGUCUUUUUUUUGCAGUUGCACUCUGCAGCAGUGUGUGCUUUGUUUUCUGUAGUUUUUCAUAGGGUGAAGAGCACAGCUGCCAUUAAGAAGGGAAGCCUUACAGUAGCCUUGAUUUCAGAUCUGUUGAUAUGAAACCAGAGAUGUAUUACAUGUUGGUUUAGCUGUUUUCCACAGAGACAUGCGGCUGAAUAAAAAUAGACAUGACUCACCCCA
This is a messenger RNA of Perca fluviatilis (European perch), 4756 nucleotides long. It is a transcript of the gene synpo2lb, whose product is annotated as synaptopodin 2-like b. NCBI's taxonomy places the organism in Eukaryota, Metazoa, Chordata, Actinopteri, Perciformes, Percidae. The record is from RefSeq and is a predicted model, not a curated record. The coding region runs from base 217 to 3891 and encodes 1224 amino acids. Gene Ontology annotation, cellular component: Z disc; actin cytoskeleton; nucleus. Gene Ontology annotation, biological process: positive regulation of actin filament bundle assembly. Gene Ontology annotation, molecular function: actin binding. The transcript is spliced from 5 exons.